AUGGCGCGCAACCUCGUGAAGGCCGGCUUCAGCGUCAUGCUGUACAAUCGCAGCCAACCGGUGGUCCAGUCUCUGGUGGAGGAGUGUGAGAUCUACCCCGGGCAGGCCAUCACCACCAAGUCUCCGUUGGAGCUGGCGGAGGUCAACGUUCUCUUCACCAUGGUCGCCGACGACCAAGCUUUUCAGGAGGUGGUGGUGGACGGUGGACUUCUGGCCGCGAUGGGCGAGCACGCGGCGAAGAAAGCGGCGGUGAAGGAGAACCCGUCGAGCAGCGAGGGCGCUGCAGCGCCACUCCACUCCGGCGUCAUCUAUCCCUUUUUCCUAUCCCAUCCACGUGAGCUGCGCGACCCUCUCCGCUCACUUUGUCCGCCAGCAAGUGGCGAAGCACCGCGAGCACAAGCCUGCGCUACCUACGGGCCGGAGCCGGAGAGGGCAAAUGUGAUGAAGAUCACCUUCAACUUCACGUUGGCGUGCUCGAUUGAGACGAUGGCGGAGGGCAGCGCGCUGGUGCAGAAGUAUGGCAUCGAACCAAAGGAGUACGUCUCCUUGCUGCGGAAACGCUCUUUGACUGCCCGGCCUAUCGGAACUACGGAGGCAUCAUCGCCGAACGCCGCUUUCAGCCCGCAGGCGCCACCCUUCGCGGCGUCGGCCUAA
Bactrocera neohumeralis is the source of this 654-nucleotide messenger RNA. RefSeq lists its product as uncharacterized. The transcript has 2 exons. The record is from RefSeq and is a predicted model, not a curated record. Gene Ontology annotation, molecular function: NADP binding; oxidoreductase activity, acting on the CH-OH group of donors, NAD or NADP as acceptor. NCBI's taxonomy places the organism in Eukaryota, Metazoa, Arthropoda, Insecta, Diptera, Tephritidae. The coding region runs from base 1 to 654 and encodes 217 amino acids.